This is a messenger RNA of Seminavis robusta, 1043 nucleotides long. NCBI's taxonomy places the organism in Eukaryota, Bacillariophyta, Bacillariophyceae, Naviculales, Naviculaceae. The record is from the annotation of a GenBank genome assembly.
GCCAUGGAACACUUCUGCUGUGAAGAAUCGAGCCAUUCCAACAUGGAUCAUCCAAAGCAUUGUGUUUGCGCUCAUUUCAGGAAGGAUCCCUUUCUACGAACUGCACGGAUUGCUUCCAUCAGUGCAACUACCAUUGCGUGGAUGUGGUGGCCUACACUGGUUCUUGCUAUUCCCAUCGUAUCCAUUCUACAAGCAACUUGGUGUACUUCUAGCCAAAUGAGAAAGUGUGGCCUCUAUGCUGCCGCCGUGCUAGCCUGCAUUGCCUUUGUUGAGGCUCUCUAUAUUGCAAUCCAGAGGAUUACCGAGUGUGGAAACAAUCUCUUUUUGGAUUUUAUGGACGAUGACAACCGAUACCGUCUGUAUCAUGAGUACCACCAAGAUUCUCCGUAUUGCUAUACUGGUCGUGUUCUUUUCUUGGGAGCGGCGGCAGUUGUGGAUGCAGCACUCUUUCUUUUGGUGGCCGUAUCUACAACAUAUUUUGCCAUCUAUCAUUAUGAUGCUGCUUUGGCAAAGAGCAUUCAAGAUGCUGAAGAGGCACAAGAUGAUGAAAGACAUGCUGUGCUGUGCGGCAUGCAACGAUCGCACAAGCUGCUGAAGGAACAUCCAAGAAACGACCGCUACACUAUCAUCUGUUGAGUUCUUUUGGGAUUUCCCACCUUGCAAACAUGAUGUGACAGUUUUUUUAUAAAAGAUAAGGCAACAUACAUACUUGCGGAAGCUCUUCCAAAGCUUGAGGCUAGUAGGGCGCAGUUUAAACGAUGGCCUGCAGAACGUGGAACUGUGAUUCGAUUCGAUUUCGUUCCUGUUUGUGGAUACUACGACUGCGGCUGUCGCAACACCAGCACUAUGUGAGGAGUUGUCGGUGCCGCAGCUCGGAUCCAGUUUUUGGAAGGAUGGCCGUGCAGUACCGUAGCAUUGUACCUUCUUCUAUUGAGGUGUCUAUCGACAAUUCAUGUACCGUACGUAGGUACUACUAGGCCCGCCUAUACCGUACUAGUACGCCGCGGGAAAGCAGCCAACCCCGCGAUUUGCUGAUCGCAGUG